AUGUUUGUUGGAGCAGGGCUGAGCCCCUUCAGGAACUGAGUUUGACACCUCUGGUGUAAGGUGUUCAAUUCUUAAAAUAUUUUUUCUCUCUAAUCAGGUUUUUCAAAUUUGCCUGCUCUUUAUUCUAAACCCUAUAUCUUUAUCUCUAUUUUCAUCUUUAUUUGUUUUAUUUGACCAUCUCUCCAGUUCUCUUAAUAGUUCCUAAAAAUCCUCUUUAUUGUAACAGUUUGUCCAUCUGUUGUUUGUUUUUGUGUAUUUCUUGUCUAGUCAUGACAAGGCCCAAAUUCAGGUCCUGCCCUUCUUGCCAGACUCCCAAUCAGGCAAGCAGGAAAUUGUAUUCUGUGUCAAGUAUUAAGUCAUGAUGGCAAUGGCAGAAACUGUAGCAGUACCUCUGGCCUUACCUUAUAUUGACGAUCGAUUGUAUACAGUUCAAGAGUAAUGUGUCUUCUAAAAUAAUCUUAAUGAAACAGGUUACGGCUCAUUUUCUUGCAUUGUUUUUCAUUAAAUGAAAUUUCUUUAACAGUACUGAUGUUUCUAAUACUUCAGUGGGUGUAACUAACUAAUGUGUGUAAUAACUAAUGCAGUGGAAUAACCGCUUUUGUUCAUUUCAGGUGCAGAAACUUGAGGCUGUCGGAUACAAGCCAAUUUUAUUUAUUGGGAAACAGGACAAAAGGGCUUCAAAUAAGUGGGUGGCAGAUAUUAUCACACAUCUGCACCCCACUCCUGUCACCAAAUUUUUUUUGGAGAAGAUGCGGACGGCUUAUGAGUAUCUUAACAAAAGCAACCUCCACAGCACAGCAGCCGGAGAGCGUCACCGCGGAGCAGCCGGAGAGCCUCACCAAGCAGUCUGAAACUGUAUUUGUUCUCAAUCUUGUUCCUGUGUCUUUCUCACUCUCUCCAACCUCUCUCUCCCCUUCCUCUGCUACUUCUACAACUGUUCUUCCUUCACUUUCUUCCCCUCCUCCACCUCCACUGCGGCAGAGGAAAAGAAGGUUAAACACCUUUACCGCGUCACACUCUACCACCCCUGUCUCUCCUCCAUAUCCAUCUGCCUCUUCCAUUUCCAAGCCUUUGAGUCAGGAGGUGCCACUGGUUAAGAACAGAAGAAAAGGUUGUCGAAAAUGUAGUAGGCAGAAGGUUUUCCUUUUUGAUAAAAUAACUGGGGAACGAAUAAAUGAGGGGAAAGCUGAAUUGAAAGUUCACUGGUUGCCUUGCACUGAGUGGUAA
Molecule: messenger RNA, 1227 nt
Organism: Cyprinus carpio (common carp)
Lineage: Eukaryota; Metazoa; Chordata; Actinopteri; Cypriniformes; Cyprinidae
Product: mucin-2-like
Exons: 4
Coding region: 763-1227 (154 amino acids)
Source: RefSeq, a predicted model, not a curated record